UUCUCCUCUCCCUUCAUUAAAAGCCUCUCCUUUUCCCCCUUUUCCUCUAGUAGGUUGGACCCACCAACAGCACCGUCAUCUUCUAUCACUCCCUCCUCCCUACUCAACCACCGUCACCAUCACCACCACCACCACCUUCCCCCGCCAUUGUUUCUCUAUUCCUUCCUCUGUUUCCCCUGUGCACCAUCCUCACCAUGGUGCGUCCACCCUUUCAAGUUCUCGAGCUCAGUUUACUCUCCGCCAAUGACCUCGCUUCCGUCUCCAAAACCAUGCGCACCUUCGCCGUCGCCUGGAUCAAUCCCGAUCGGAAACUGACCACCCGCGUUGAUCAAGUCGGUCUCACAAAUCCAACAUGGAAUGAGAAAUUUGUGUUUAAAGUCGACGACGAUUUGCUUGAAGAUCCAACUUCCACCGUCACCAUCGAGAUCUAUUCCUCUGCUUUGCUUCGUGAUAUCCUUGUUGGUACUGUUACAGAGGUCGUCAGCAACCUCAUCCCACAAUCCUCCCCUAAAUCCAAUAUGAGAUUCCUCACGCUUCAGGUUCGCCGCCCAUCUGGUCGUCCGAAGGGGACUGUGAAAGUUGGUGUGACGUUGUUGGAUAGCGCGAAGCGAAGUAUGCCGUUGGAGAGCGAUCUUGGUUCAUCGGCUGUCGAUUACGACUGGGACUUGAGAGAGAUUAAAGCACAAAAACAAAAUUUCCAAAAGAACGGAUACACGAUUGUUAUGAAGCGAUCGCAUAGCGCGCGGUACGAUCCUGACGCUCUCAAUGGAAAACCUGGGGGAUCGGUUUGUAAUGCGAGCUCAGUAAUGGGUGGACGUGAUUCCGUGCGAAGCAGAUCGGAGCUCGGAACGACGAAGAAGAUUGUAAACGCAAAUGGUUCACUCUGCUCUGACGUUGGACCGUCGCCAUCAGUCGUAGCGGCAGCGAUAGCAAAGGGGUUGUAUCCAGCGCCGGACGACGUUGGGAGUUCGAUUUUGGAGGAUUGGACGGAGAAAGACAGUAUCGAAGGCCUAAAAACAAAGAUAGAAAGAUGGAGAACAGAGUUACAUCCAAUUAUGUACGACAACGAAAUAAAGAAAUUGCCAUCAAGAAGUUACAGAAAGAAAUCAGUGAAGAAGCAACGGAGGAAAAAGGGAUCGGGGCUGUUCUCCUGCUUUGGCACUGCAUACGGCUGCGAAUUCUCAAUCACCUGCGGCGGACCUAACCAAAAGAAGAAAUCUGGGAAUGGGAAAGGGCAUAUGACGACAUCGGAGAUCACAUUCGACGAAUCAUAUGUAUAAUAAGAGAAAAAAGAAUGGCAGAGAGAGAAGAGAAAGAGAGGAGACAGAGACGCUCGGAGAAAGCUGUAACCGCACCGAGGAAGUGGAAGACCGCCAUGGAUGAGUGGGUCUCGGCAGAAUCGUCUGGAGAGAGUUUUUUUAGGGGUUUUCCUCUUGGCUCCAAAUAUUCUUUUUCUUUUUUCUCUCAUUUUUUCUUUCUUUUUUAAUUAUUCUUUAAUUUUUUUUUUAAUUAAAUCGAUGAUGAUGUAUAUGGAAAGAGUCAUGUGUUGAUUCUUCAAAAUGUUGUCAUUUUUGUUGAGCGAUCAUGGCUUAUAACCACCGGUUAAGUUGGAACAAGUCAAGUCGUGGAAUAUGAAUGUAUAAUAUGGAAGAGAUAAAUAAUAUGGAAUGAAAUGUGAGUUGUUAAUAAUGUAAAAAAAAUGAAUCAAAAUUUGUAAUUAGUAUAAAAGAAUGCUAUUUGGACAAA
Molecule: messenger RNA, 1746 nt
Organism: Cucumis melo (muskmelon)
Lineage: Eukaryota; Viridiplantae; Streptophyta; Magnoliopsida; Cucurbitales; Cucurbitaceae
Exons: 2
Coding region: 195-1280 (361 amino acids)
Biological process (GO): defense response
Source: RefSeq, a predicted model, not a curated record